AGCUUAGGAUUCGGCAUUUGAUCAAACAGCGGAGCUAGCCAUACAUAGAGAGGCCCGGGGAGAGAUCAGAGAGAGAGAGAGAGAGAGCUGAACCCAUGGUUUCCUUUCAAAAUUUCAUCUCUGUAAAUCAAAGGAAUACUAUGCCAGAGUUGGAGAAUUCAUCAAAGAAGAGGAGAUGGGAAAAAACAGAAGAUCAACAAGACUUGGAGAAGCGACCAAAGUUAUCAAAGGCCGUAGUUGAUAUUGAACUCCAACUCGAAAGGCCCUUACCUGUGGAGUGGCAACGAUGCCUCGAUAUCAAGUCUGGGGAGAUACACUUCUAUAACACCAGGACCCAGAUGAGAACCUGUAAAGACCCAAGACAAAGCCCAGAGAGGUCGAGUAGUCCCAGACACAUAAGCUUAGACCUGGAGCUAAAUCUCACAUGCGAGCCGGUCAGGAGUCAAGGAGAUGACGACAAUUGGAUCAAGCCUGCAGCUGAGACGAAUGGCCUCUCGCACAAUUCGGACGAUCAGCCGCACCAGUCUAAGAAUUGCAGCAGUGGUGUGACAAGAACUCCAUCGUGGAUGUCCUUGGAAGCGGAUGAUGAACAGGAGAUGGUCGCGGCGGUGUGCAAGCGGUGUCAUAUGUUGGUCAUGCUAUGCAAGUCGUCUCCUGCGUGCCCCAACUGCAAAUUCAUGCACCCACCAGACCAGACUCCAAACCUAUUUAAGCCAAGGAUUAGGCUGUUGUGUUGCAAGGAUUAAUUAAGCCCUAAUUAUUCUACUUUCAGCCAGCUGAUCGGUCGAGCCCAACUUAUAUAUAUACUACCUUACACCCAAAGUCUUUGUCUUUUCCUAAUCUCCCCCCAAAACUCACCUUCCUCCUGUAAGAAAAAACAGAACCAAAAAAACAAAACCAGGCAAUAAAAGUAGAAAUUAGAAAGUAGGAGAGAAAGAGAUGGAGAGCAUAAGUUCUGAUCGAUGAUGUAAAUUUACAAGCAGAAAUGGGUUUUGUGUAAGGAUUGAUCUAAUGUGAAAGAAGGGGCCGGUCCGGGCAAGGGAAGGUGAUCGAUGGUGCGAUGAAGAAGUAGCCAAUGUUCAAUAUUUAAAUGGAUAAAACUGUGUACUUAGUCUCAUAUUAAUUAGCAGGUUUGGUUUUAAUUUGGAAUCUGAAAAACUCAAGUUUUUAUUACUUAUUAGGCAUGUGUUACAACUUUACGUGAA
This is a messenger RNA of Nelumbo nucifera (sacred lotus), 1205 nucleotides long. RefSeq lists its product as uncharacterized. Lineage: Eukaryota; Viridiplantae; Streptophyta; Magnoliopsida; Proteales; Nelumbonaceae. Gene Ontology annotation, molecular function: protein binding. The record is from RefSeq and is a predicted model, not a curated record.